Messenger RNA from Magallana angulata, 707 nucleotides. Its product is annotated as ficolin-2-like. The transcript is spliced from 4 exons. Lineage: Eukaryota; Metazoa; Mollusca; Bivalvia; Ostreida; Ostreidae. The record is from RefSeq and is a predicted model, not a curated record. The coding region runs from base 1 to 564 and encodes 187 amino acids.
AUGUCUUUAAAGGUGUUUCAAAGACGGCUAGAUGGAUCAGUAGAUUUUUUUCGAAAUUGGACAGACUACAAGAAAGGAUUUGGAGAUCUAAGAAGCGAAUUCUGGCUAGGCAAUGACAUACUACAUUAUCUGCUGAGUCAGGGAAAGUACAUGAUGCGGAUGGACAUGGCAGACUUCGACAACCAGACACGUUACGUCAAGUACAGCUAUUUUAACGUAGGGGACGAGACAUCAAAGUAUUACGUGACCGUAUUCGGGCACUCGGGGGACGUUGGUGAUUGCUUUACGACAGAUCGAGGAAUUAACCACAUGAUGUUUUCCACAAAAUACCAAGACAACGAUAUACUAGAUAAUAGAACGUGUGCGGUCAUAUACCAAUCAGGCUGGUGGUACAGAAAAUGCCAAUGUGCCAAUCCUAAUGGCAAAUACCUAGCUGGACGCAACGAUGAGUUCGGAGUAGGAAUAACUUAUGAAGCAUGGCGGGGUCAAAAUUACUCAUUGAAAUUCACCCAGUUCAUGGUUAAAAAAAGAUUCACACAAUUUCAAACAAUGUCUAGAAAGUAGGAACCAGCAACUUUUUUCAGAUUAAAUGUUGUGCAUUCCUCCGACAACACUUGCCUCUUAUUCACGUGUGUGGGACAUAAUCAUUGCAUAAUUAAAACAUUAUUAUGGUGUCUGGUACAAAUGAUUAAAACUGUUUUAUCAUG